AUGGUGAAGGCAGUGUUGUUAAGUGAUUUGGCGGCGCAGUCCAGGAAACGGAGGAGUCGCAACGAUGCGGGAGAUGCAGACCAGGGGUCCUCUGAUUCAGAGAUCGAUAUCAGCAGUACGGACUCUGAGACAAACGGGGACGGUGACGGUGACGGUGACAGGGACUCCGGCGAUGAUAUUGUCAACAUUGACUUUGAUUUCUACAAUGCAAAUCCGGAGGUCGACUUCCACGCGUUGAAGAACUUGUCCCGGCAGUUGUUCGGGUUGCAAGAGAGUAACAGGAUCCAGUUGAGCGCACUGGCACACAUGAUGCUGGACUCGCCGAUGACGACGAUUAAGACAGACGGGGAGCAGUCGGACCCGUACUGCUUCCUAGCCGUGGUGGACUACGCUGCGAACAAGAACUCUGACUACGCGUCGUACUUGAAGAAAGUGGACCCGAAGCUUGCUGCGUUCUUCCAAGCCGUGGAAAACAACGGGAAGAGUUGUGCGCUUGUACUGAGCGAGAGACUCAUCAACAUGCCCCCCGAGGUUGUCCCACCUAUGUACCGUAUCACACUGGAGGACGUCAGCAGCGCGUUGGGCGGCGAGGACAAGCACUACGAUUUCUACGUCAUCGCCAGCAGGAAGUACGAGGUCAACUUCGACAUGGAUGACGACGAGAACGACGAGGGUGCCACAGGGAGAUCCAAGAAGAGGGUCAAGAACGACGAGAUCGAUUUCUUCCACGAGGAGGACAGGUUCUUCGAGCCUCUUGCCGAUCUGUACGUCGAGAGACCCGUGGCCAAGGGCGUCAUCCCAACUUUCACCGUUCUGAGUCACAGCGCCCUGCUGAAGGGGGUAGACUCUUUGGAGACAGAAAUGUCCCAGUGGUAG
This is a messenger RNA of Huiozyma naganishii CBS 8797, 876 nucleotides long. RefSeq names its product protein-transporting protein BCP1 (gene BCP1). NCBI's taxonomy places the organism in Eukaryota, Fungi, Ascomycota, Saccharomycetes, Saccharomycetales, Saccharomycetaceae. The transcript has a single exon. Gene Ontology annotation, cellular component: nucleus. The coding region runs from base 1 to 876 and encodes 291 amino acids. The record is from RefSeq and is a predicted model, not a curated record.